AUGAGUAUCGUUGUGCAAGUAUUGGUGUUGGGUAUGACUCAUAAUUGUUUUCAGAAGUUUCAUACAUCGGUGAAAAUUUUUGGAAAUGAAUUCGCAAAACCUCCCAAGAGGGUAAUUAGUGAUUUUUUAAGGCUUCAGGCUUCAGGUAUGAGUCAUCAUGGCUUCCAGAAGUUUAUUUUUUUAAUGAAAUCUCUGAAAUAUCAGCAAAUAAAUUCAAGUAGCUCUUCAAUCACUGAAAUGAUUGACUAA
Molecule: messenger RNA, 249 nt
Organism: Clunio marinus
Lineage: Eukaryota; Metazoa; Arthropoda; Insecta; Diptera; Chironomidae
Source: the annotation of a GenBank genome assembly